AUGUCCCAAACGGCACACUACGCUACAGAAGAAAUGAUUGAUAUAAUAAUUGGUCAAGAACCAUACCACAGACACGGCAAAAUUGUGGGUUUUCCGCUUCAAUGGACAACAUUUCAAAAAGAGGAUUCAACACAACCGCCUCGAGCUUUUAUUACAAUCUGCAACCAGGCAUGGACACCGAUUGUGCUUGCUUUAGAGAGGGAUUUUGUGGCUGUCUUACUGGAAAUACUUAAUCAGACAAUAGCGUUAGUAUCCAUCUACUCCCCUCCUACAGAAGAAGCGGACCAUACCAUAAUACGCAUCCAACAGCUAAUGCAAUCUCAUCGUAUAGCAAAAAUGCUCCUUGCUGGCGAUUAUAAUGCCCAUAGCACCACAUGGGGCUACGCUGAUACGACACCUAAAGGGCGUCAUUUCGAAGACUUUUUCUCAAGCAACAACUUUGUAAUUCAUAAUCAAAUAGAUGCGCCGCCGACCUUUGAUAGGCUCCACUCUCGUGGUUGGCCAGACCUCACAGUUACUAGUCAUCAAAUGGCAAAUUUAAUACGUGAUUGGACAGUAGUUGAGGGACAGAGUCUAUCGGAUCAUAACUAUAUACGCUAUAGUAUAGCAAGCAGCACUGCAACUAACAUCAUCCAAAGAUACAACCUACCAGGGCGGAAGGUCCGCACUUUCACUUCUAUUGUUAGUAACAGACUAACACCUUUCGUUAAUCCAAUAAGACAUGCUGUAAGUAGAGAGACCCUCCAAAAUAUUACGAAAGACAUUCUAUUAACAAUACAACAAGUGUGUGAUGAACAUCUCCCAAAGCGUACUACAAAAAGAAUUACCGCACUCCAUUGGUGGAAUGGUACACUGCGUACUCAACAGCAAAAAUGUCGUGCUCUGCGCCGACGCCUCAAACAAGAACGUAGGCAGCAACUAAAAUCCACAAACACUAAUGAUCUACCAACAAGAGCGAGCGUAUUACAAACGCAUGAUCUUAGAUGCAAAAAUUAG
Molecule: messenger RNA, 996 nt
Organism: Stegodyphus dumicola
Lineage: Eukaryota; Metazoa; Arthropoda; Arachnida; Araneae; Eresidae
Source: RefSeq, a predicted model, not a curated record